Molecule: messenger RNA, 1068 nt
Organism: Serpula lacrymans var. lacrymans S7.9
Lineage: Eukaryota; Fungi; Basidiomycota; Agaricomycetes; Boletales; Serpulaceae
Exons: 3
Coding region: 1-1068 (355 amino acids)
Source: RefSeq, a predicted model, not a curated record
AUGGACUCAUACCAGCAUCCAGAAAUCGACGGACGAAAAGACGGUCGAACAUACAGAGAAAAGUGCGUUGAAGCCACGGAUCACUGGCCCCAUCCUGUACUGGCACAAUCUAUGGUUCAUGCAUUUGAUGAAACACAGAUUGAGCCUUACGGCUGGGUACACAGUGAUCCAAUAGCCGAAACAGAACAACCUGACCAAAACAACGUCGGAACUUCCUCGGGGGGACAACUAGCCUUGCCUUCGGGCGAAAUUCCUGGAAAUGAGGGAAGGCAGCGACGAAGCAUGAGUGCCAAGGAACGACAGAUAAAUUCUUCAUGCCGCACGAAGGAGCAACGACGGCAAAUAAAGGAGCAAAAAGAUAGAAUUUCAAAGCUUCUUCCCCUUCGAAAAGGUCGUGCACCACCAAGCAGCGAGCUUCAGCUUUGGACAGAAGCAUCCGAAUACAUCGAACGUCUCCACGCUGAAAAUGCCAUUCUAAAGGAGAAAACUGAAAGAACCUCAGAUAUUCCCCGUUCAUGUUGGGAAGGGUCUCCUUUCAACAGCACAAGAAUAGAACCAGUUGACAUCACUGGGCCAUCAAGUGCGAUCGCGCUGGAAGAUGCCUGGGCAACUUCGAUGGCGCAAGCUACGAACUUGAACUGGGAUCCAUCCCUAGAAAACUAUGUACCGCGAGGACCGUCGUAUCAGGUACGAUACAAUCCGAUACAAGAGACCAGCAGGUACUUGUCAGAAUCGGAGGCGAUGCCAGCCCCAGCCAAUCUAGCGUUGGAACCCUUCACCCUUCCGGCUGGUCCUAUCUGGGGUCCAGCAACGUCGAACUAUAAUUCGGCGCCGUGGAACUCAGUGCUUGGGCAGCACAUGCAGACAGCUGUCCGAGACCACAACGAACUCCACCAAGAAGUCGGCUUAAUGGGAGCUCGAUUUGAGACCCAAGGCUCGACCGAGAGGUGGAGUGCGAGAGCCACGGACGGCGGAACGCAAGACCGUCACUCCACAUCUGAGCAGCAGCCGAAUGGUUACCAGGGAGGGGAACACCAUGCUAAUGCUAUAUUUCCCGGCCGAUAUUGA